AUCACACACUACACUGAUUAGCUUCAAGAGUGAUGGAACAGCUACAGUAAUUCAUUUACUCGGUUGCAGUUGUAAGUAUGGCUCAGACUGAGAAGAAAACAGGACUUCUGAGGAGAACAUCCUCAUCCAAGAAGCCACUGAAGGAGAAAGUGGUGCUCAUGUAUGAGGAGAUAUUUGCGAAAGAAGACCCUACCAAGAACAACCCUCGCUUCUGGGACGAGCUCUUUCUGAUGAAGGUGAACCUGGAGUAUCUGGAAGGGAAGUUGGAGUCUCUGGAUGGGGAUGAAGUCAUGAAAGUCAAAGACAACAUCAACAGUUUGUUCCAUCACUGUGUUCAAGCCCUGAGCGAAGAGCACCAGAUCAAAGUAGUCAACGCACUCCAGACUCUCUGUGCGCUCUUUAGAGGAGUUCACCAAAAGAACAAAUCGGCCACAGGCUUCGACAUCAUCAAUAUGCUGAUGGGCUUUGACAAAGCAGAGCUCAGGAUGAAGGAGCUAAUGGAGAGCCUGGACAGUCUGCUGUGCGGUGACGGGUCAGAGAGUCUGAAGAGCUUGUGUCUGAAGCUGCUGCUGUGUCUGGUCACUGUCACAGAUAAUAUUAGUCAGAACACCAUACUGGAGUAUGUGAUGAUCAACAGUAUAUUUGAGGCCAUUCUGCAGAUUCUCUCCGAUGUUUCCAGUCGAUCUCAGCACGGCUACGAUGCAGUGGUGCUUUUAGCUCUACUGGUCAACUACAGGAAGUAUGAGUCUGUGAAUCCGUACAUUGUCAAACUGUCAAUAGUGGAUGACGAGCCGACCCUUGAUGGCAUGGGAAUGGUCAUCCACCACGCACUUACGGACUACAACAGGCAGUAUAAAGACAAAGAAGAAGAAAACCAGGGAGGGUUUUUCUCCACCCUUACCAGCAUGGUGGGCAGUAUGUUCAUCGCUGACGCAGACGAGAAGCUGUCAGUGCAGACUAAUGAAGCCAUCCUGCUCGCUCUGUAUGAGGCCGUACAUCUCAACAGAAACUUCAUCACUGUUCUCGCGCAGAGUCAUCCAGAUAUUGACAUGUCAGCAACCCCCGCUGCUCCUGUCCCAGCCUCUCCCACAACCCCGCUGGGCACGACUCCGCCCUCUCUGGACAUGAUGAAUAAUCCUGAGCUUCCUCUUGACCCGAACUUGCAGACAAGUAAUCUUCUUAUAACGUUCCUGAAAUAUUCCUCCAUCAUAAUGCAGGACACCAAAGACGAACACAGACUCAACAGCGCCCGACUGUGCCUCAUCAUUCUGACCUGUAUAGCUGAGGACCAGUACGCCGAUGCCUUUCUCCAUGAUGAUAACAUGAACUUCAGGGUCAACUUGCACAGAAUGCCCAUGAGACACCGAAAGAAAGCCGCAGAUAAGAACGUCCCCUCCCGACCUUUAGUGUGUGCGGUUCUGGAUCUGAUGGUCGAGUUCAUUGUUACUCAUAUGAUGAAGGAAUUCCCUAUGGAUCUCUAUGUGCGCUGCAUUCAAAUAAUUCACAAACUGAUCUGCUACCAGAAAAAGUGCCGAGUUAGACUGCACUACACGUGGAGAGACUUCUGGUCAGCUCUCAUUAACCUUCUGAAGUUCCUGCUGUCGAACGAGACCAUCCUUCUGGCAAAGCACAACAUCUUCCAGCUGGCUCUCCAGGUGGUGAACCUCUUUAAUAUGUUCAUCACAUAUGGAGACACGUUCCUGCCCACCCCCAGCAGUUACGACGAGCUCUAUUAUGAGAUUAUACGCAUGCAUCAGGUGUUCGAUAACCUCUACUGCAUGGUGCUGCGAGUCUCCACCAACGCUGGCCAGUGGAAGGAGCCCGCUAGUAAAGUUACGCACGCUCUCGUCAACGUCAGAGCAAUUAUUAACCAUUUCAAUCCUAAGAUUGAGUCGUACGCUGCUGUGAACCACAUCUCACAGCUCUCAGAGGAUCAGGUGCUGGAGGUGGUCCGGUCGAACUACGACACACUAACCCUGAAGCUGCAGGACGGCCUGGAUCAGUUCGAGCGCUAUUCAGAGCAGCCCAGAGAAGCUGGCUUUUUCAAGGAGCUGGUGCGCUCCAUCAGUCUGAACGUGAGGAAGAACGUGUCUCUGAGCACCAUGAGUCAGGAUCUUCUGCUGAAGGAAUUCUCCUCUAUAUCCUGAAACAACAGCACCGUUGACCUGUGUUUAGGACCUUCAUUCUGACAUUUCUC
Rhinichthys klamathensis goyatoka is the source of this 2197-nucleotide messenger RNA. It is a transcript of the gene armh3, whose product is annotated as armadillo like helical domain containing 3. The record is from RefSeq and is a predicted model, not a curated record. Gene Ontology annotation, cellular component: cytosol. Gene Ontology annotation, biological process: regulation of Golgi organization. The transcript has 27 exons. Bases 78 to 2147 code for a protein of 689 amino acids. NCBI's taxonomy places the organism in Eukaryota, Metazoa, Chordata, Actinopteri, Cypriniformes, Leuciscidae.